UUGAUUUUUUGUCCAUCUGCGCAGAAAGACUUAGCGGGUGCAAAAUAAGACCAUGCGUUUACUACUUUGACGAUUUAGCGGAGAAGUGGUAAUACGAGACUAACCUUUUCCGUAGGCGCAAGCUGUGACGAGAAUUCAAACAGGAGGAAAAUAAGAAUCAAACUUACCUUAAACGUGAGCGAAGUGUCAGAGAUAUGCCCUGUAUGUCUCCGCUGCAUUUUUGCAACAAAUUGUUAAUAUCCUGAUUGUAGAUAAAGGAUAGAUAAAUUUUGGUUAAAUGCCUUCUGUUUUCAGAGUAUUAAUAUUCUCAAAGAGUCCAUCUGCAAUGGCCCAGAAGAAGGAGAAAGUUACUUGAUAUUUUUUCUGCAGUGACAGCAAAAAUUUCAGAAUAGCUGAACUUCUAGCAUAACAAUAAAAUUCUUCAAACUUUAAUGCACUGGUUAACAGUCAUAGAAAAAUCAAAACUCCAUGUAGUCAUAAUUGCAUAAAUUCUGUAUUAAACUUCUUUAUAUAUCAGGCAAAAAUUUAUUUAUGUGAAAUAUAGCAAAAUUUUAAUGAAGCAGUCGUGCAGAUCAAGAUAUGAAUACACCAUAAAGCAUAUUUUUCUCAUGAAUAAUAUGUGCUGAUAUUUUUAUAAAGAUAUUGAUGCAUAAUUGUGCAUGACAGGUAAAAUAAAAGUGAACGAUCUAAUAACUAAUUGUUUAAAAUUUUUGAUAAGUAACACAUUUUACAUCAAUGCACAAUGUGAAUUUCAUCGUGAGGUAUAUAGUGACAUUUAUAAUAUCAAGGAUGUCAGCUAUAUUUAUAAAAAUAGUAUGGAACUUUCAUGUUCUAGGAGAUCUGUAAUAAAUGAUUUGUCAAAGAAUCUCUAAGGAAUCUCUCUCCUUAGAGAUUUUUUGUGAUUUGUAAAGGCAAUAUUUUUAAAAGAGCAUAUACAUACUUAUACAAAAGAGAAACUCCAUGUGUCUGUAAAAUAUAACAAAUAAUUUAGGCAACUGAGAGAUUUGAAAGAACAUAUGCUUAUUCCUGCAGGAUAGAAACUUCAUGUGUGUAAAGUAUGUACAAAAUAAUUUAAUUGAAAAAAUUGUUUAAACAUGCAUAUGCUUGUUCUCACAGGAAGGAAACCUCGUACAUGCCAAAUAUGUAAAAAGUCAUUUUAUCAGAAAGGCAAUUUAAACAAGUAUAUGCUGCUUAUUCACACAGAAAAGAAACCUCAUGUGCUAAAUAUGGGAAAUGUCCUUUAAUUACAAAGCCACUUUAAACAAUCGUAUGCUUAUUCAUACAGGAGAGAAACCUCAUGUGUGUGAAGUAUGUAAGAAGUCAUUUAGGAGCAAGGGUGAUUUAAACAUGCAUAUCCAUACUCACACAGGAGAGAAACCUCAUGUGUGUGAGGUAUGUAAGAUGUCAUUUAGAUUAAAAGCUACUUUAAAUUGGCAUAUGCUUAUUCACACAAAAGAGAAAUCUCAUGUGUGUGAAGUGUGUAAGAAGUCAUUUAAGCGAAAGUUUAAUUUAAACACACAUAUGCGUAGUCACACAGGAGAGAAACCUUAUGGGUGUGAAAUAUGUGAGAAGUCAUUUUGUCAUAAAGCUAGUUUAAAUGUGCACAUGCUUAUGCACACAGGAGAGAAACCUCAUGUUUGUGAAGUAUGCAAGAAAACAUUUACUCAAAAAUGUAGCUUAAACAUGCAUAUGCGUAUUCAUGCAGGAGAAAAAUCCCAUGUGUGUGAAGUAUGUAAAAAAGCAUUUACUCAAAAGGGUACUUUAAACCUGCAUACACUUAUUCACACAGGAGUGAAACAUCAUGAGUGUGAAGUAUGUAAGAAAUCAUUUAGGCGCAAGUUUAAUUUAGAUGUGCACAUGAUUACCCACACAGGAGAGAAAUCUAAUGUCUGUGAAAUAUGUAAGGGAUCAUUUAAGAAGAAGGAUAGUUUGAAGGAGCAUAUGCUUACCCACACAGGAGAAAGACCUCAUAUAUGUGAAGCAUGUAAAAUGUCAUUUAGACUAAAGCGCCAUUUAAAGGUGCAUAUGUUUAUUCAUGGAGGAGGGAAAUCUUAUGUUUGUGAAAUAUGUAAGAAGUCAUUUAGGGGUAAUGGUAAUUUAAAUGUGCAUAUGCUUACUCACAUAGGUGAAAAACCUCAUAUGUGUGAAGUAUGUAAGAAGUCAUUUAGGCAAAAGUUUAGUUUAAACAGUCAUAUGCUUACUCACACUGGAGAAAAACCUCAUAUGUGUGAAGUAUGUAAAAAGUCAUUUAGUCUAAAGCAUAAUUUAAGCAUGCAUAUGCGUAUUCACACAGGAGAGAAAGUGCAUGUGUGUGAAAUAUGUAAGAAAUCAUUUAUACAAAAGGUUAGUUUAAAUGAACAUAUGCUUACUCACACAGGAGAAAAACCUCAUAUGUGUGAAGUAUGUAAAAAGUCAUUUAGCCUAAAGCAGAAUUUAAAUUUCCAUAUGCGUAUUCACACAGCAGAGAAACCUCGUGUGUGAAGUAUGGGAAAUGUCGUAAUUAAAAAAGGUAAUUUAAACAUAUGCAUAUUUGUACCGGAGAGGGACCUUGUAUGCGAGUAUGUGAAAGUGAUGGUAAAUGGUGAUUUAAAUGUCUGAAGCCUUUAUUGCCAUAGAGCAGAAAUCUUGUGAGUUAUGUAACCAGUCAAUUUGACAGAGGAAGAAACGUGUAUAUAUACCAAGAGAAAAUUUGUGUCUGAAGGAACAUUUAUGUUAGUAACAAUGCAUAAUUUUCAGUGUAAUAGGACUUAUGCAUGCAGCAAUGAAUUUUCACUAUGUGAGGUCAAGUGUGUUUUAAUUGCAGCGGAAGGCAGAAUUUAGGAGUGGCAAAAGUCUUAGACUUCAGACAUCACUCAGUGGGUAAAUUUAAGAUUUACAGGUUACUGCUUAUGAUCACUAGUGCAUCGUGGGGCGUAGAGUCUACUGCUGAUGCUGUAUGAGGUACGUGAAUUAUCAUUAAAUCAAAAUAAUUAACCAACAG
Stegodyphus dumicola is the source of this 2980-nucleotide messenger RNA. RefSeq lists its product as uncharacterized. The record is from RefSeq and is a predicted model, not a curated record. Gene Ontology annotation, cellular component: nucleus. Gene Ontology annotation, biological process: regulation of transcription by RNA polymerase II. Gene Ontology annotation, molecular function: DNA-binding transcription factor activity, RNA polymerase II-specific; RNA polymerase II transcription regulatory region sequence-specific DNA binding. NCBI's taxonomy places the organism in Eukaryota, Metazoa, Arthropoda, Arachnida, Araneae, Eresidae.